Messenger RNA from Knipowitschia caucasica, 477 nucleotides. NCBI's taxonomy places the organism in Eukaryota, Metazoa, Chordata, Actinopteri, Gobiiformes, Gobiidae. The record is from the annotation of a GenBank genome assembly.
AUGGGGAAAAUACCCACUCCCAUGGACGGACCAAGCUCCACCCCGGAGAUCCAAGAAGUCAGCCCAUUCAGUCCCCGCUCCAGCUCCUGCUCCAACCCUGCCGGGUUCCAGCUCGGCGGCUCCACGUCCCGGCCCCGGCUCCACGUCCCGGCCCCGGCUCCACGUCCCGGCCCCGGCUCCACGUCCCGGCCCCGGCUCCACGUCCCGGCCCCGGCUCCACGUCCCGGCCCCGGCUUCACGUCCCGGCCCCGGUUUCGGUUUCACGUCCCGGCCCCGGUUUCACGUCCCGGCCCCGGUUUCACGUCCCGGCCCCGGUUUCACGUCCCGGCCCCGGCUCCACGUCCCGGCCCCGGCUCCACGUCCCGGCCCCGGCUCCACGUCCCGGCCCCGGCUCCACGUCCCGGCCCCGGCUCCACGUCCCAGCUCCUGCCUUUCCUACGGCGCACGCUGGAGACCCUGGAGCCUUUUCAAGUCUAA